Humulus lupulus (European hop) is the source of this 1225-nucleotide messenger RNA. RefSeq lists its product as uncharacterized. The transcript is spliced from 2 exons. NCBI's taxonomy places the organism in Eukaryota, Viridiplantae, Streptophyta, Magnoliopsida, Rosales, Cannabaceae. The coding region runs from base 581 to 1102 and encodes 173 amino acids. The record is from RefSeq and is a predicted model, not a curated record.
UACCUUUGGGAUUCGAGGGAGUCUACUGGUCGACUUAAGAGUAUUCUUGCUAUUCCUGAGGCGGAGCGUGAGUGGAGUGAUUUGUUGUCUGAAUCGAGUCUCCGUCAGAGUUCUUUGUGGCGCUCUGUUGAAAAACUCCCUGAAGGUAUUCCUCUUCUACAGAGUCCUGAUAAUCCUCGUGUUGUGUUUAUCAAGAGAAGUUUAGAAGUCUUGGGAUAUACUCCCAAUUUUUUGACUGAAUUGACGACAAGUGAGCGGUUGUUUGCAGACGUAGCUAUGUCCCGACCCUUUACACUUCCUCUAACCGGUUCCAAUGCCUUGGAACGUUUGCGUCAAGCAAAGAAAUCGUCCGUUGGGAGCUCAGAAGCUGAUAGAGAGGUUGUCGUGCCUCCGGCUGAUCCCCCUGUUUUGACGCGGAGUCAGACGAAAAAAAAAGAAGAAGGCUGUGCAGGAUGAUUCUUCCGACCCAUUUAGCGACACCGUUGCCCUUUCGUUCCCUUCCAAUGCUGCGGCCUAUAGUGAGAUUGGGCCUCACUUAGGAGAGAUUGAUAAGUUGUUGUGGCCCGAAGAUGAUCACAGAAUGGAGCAGGUUGGUACGGAUGGGUCAAUUGAUACCACUGUUUCUCAUUUGUUCCAGGGUUUGCAAGGGGUCAUUUGGCUGAAGAAGAAAAUCAAGCCCUUAAUGGCAACUCUAAAGGAAGUAAGGAGUCAGAGAAAUGAUCUUCGGGGUGAAGUUAGUCGGCUGAAAGAUUCCAAGAAGGAGUCUGAUCAACUCAUAGCUGAUUUGAAGGCUCAACUGGAAUCCAAGGAAGCUGAUGUCGAGAAGCUGAGAGUGACUCUUGGUCAAGUUGAUGAUUUGAAAGCCGAGGUUGCUUCGUUGGAGAAUCGGAUGUUGGUCAUUGGGCUGGAGGCUGAGAUCCAAUGCCGUGGCGUAAUGGCCAGUGAGUUUCGGGAUGGUAAGGCUGAUAGCUGGGAUGUUCCCAAAUACAUUGCUGAUCUUGAGGAAUUGGAGAAGAUGAGGGCUGAAGAGAUAACCCGGGCCGAAGAGUUAGCCACUUCUUUUGGCAUCAUGACUACUAAUGAUCUGGUUGUGGAUGACUGAUUCCUCUUCUACUCGUGUUCAUUGUCGUGGGAUAACAGAGUUUGUCGGGCCUUUUCUAGUUGUUGUAUGAACUUUUUCUUAUGUAGUAUUGUAUCCUGAUCUAACUGACCUAGUUUUGUUGUA